Molecule: messenger RNA, 2914 nt
Organism: Hibiscus syriacus
Lineage: Eukaryota; Viridiplantae; Streptophyta; Magnoliopsida; Malvales; Malvaceae
Product: nitrate reductase [NADH]-like
Exons: 4
Coding region: 99-2798 (899 amino acids)
Biological process (GO): nitric oxide biosynthetic process; nitrate assimilation
Molecular function (GO): molybdenum ion binding; nitrate reductase (NADPH) activity; molybdopterin cofactor binding
Source: RefSeq, a predicted model, not a curated record
CUCCCCCUGAUUCUUCAUUUUCUCAUUGAAACACGAAAAGAAAAAGAAUAAAGUUAAAAAAAAAAUUCUUUAUUUUCUCAAGUAAAAUCUUCAUAGAUAUGGCGGCUUCGGUCGAUAAUCGCCAGUUCAGGGGGCUUGAACCGGCUUUGGGCGGCGGUUUCAUCCCCUUGAAGCCCGGUCCAACGCCAACCCCAACCCACCACCGUCAUGUCAAACAUGUUUAUGUCGAUCGUGAUGAUAAUGAUUAUGAUUCAUCCAGCGAUGAUGGAGAUGACGAGAUCGACGAUUAUGAAGCCAUGAUUGUUAAAUCCAACAACGAGGUCGAGCCGUCGAUCUUGGACGCUCGAGACGAAGCCACAGCCGAUAACUGGAUCGAGCGGAACACUUCCUUGGUCCGUCUCACGGGGAAACACCCUUUCAACAGUGAACCACCCUUGAACCGCCUCAUGCACCAUGGUUUCAUCACCCCGGUUCCCCUCCACUACGUCCGUAACCACGGCGCCGUCCCCAAAGCUUCGUGGGAUGACUGGACCGUCGAAAUAACCGGUUUAGUCAGACGGCCGAUGAAGUUAACCAUGGACCAGCUCGUAAACGAGUUCCAAAUUCGUGAAUUUCCGGUCACCUUGGUUUGCGCCGGGAACCGACGUAAAGAACAGAACAUGGCGAAACCAACGCUGGGUUUCAACUGGGGAGCUUCGGCGAUUUCCACUUCCAUGUGGAGAGGCGUGCCGUUGUGUGACGUGCUCAAACGAUGUGGGAUCUUCAGCAAGAAACGUGGUGCCCUCAAUGUGUGUUUCGAAGGUGCCGAGCAGUUGCCCGGCGGUGGCGGAUCUAAGUACGGAACCAGCAUUAAAAAGGAGUUCGCCAUGGACCCGUCUCGUGAUAUUAUCUUAGCUUACAUGCAAAACGGCGAGCGAUUAACCCCGGACCACGGGUUCCCGGUUCGAAUGAUCAUACCAGGGUUCAUCGGCGGGAGAAUGGUGAAAUGGUUGAAACGAAUCAUCGUCACGACGAAAGAAUCUGAAAAUUAUUAUCAUCAUAGAGAUAAUAAGGUCCUUCCUUCUCAUGUUGAUUCAGAGCUAGCCAACGCUGAAGCUUGGUGGUAUAAGCCGGAAUACGUUAUCAAUGAGUUAAACAUCAACUCGGUGAUAACGACGCCUUGUCAUGAAGAGAUCUUGCCAAUCAACUCGUGGACGACUCAGAGACCGUAUACUCUAAGAGGCUAUGCAUAUUCGGGUGGUGGGAAGAAGGUGACACGUGUGGAGGUAACAAUGGACGGCGGUGAAUCCUGGCACGUAUGCACGUUAGAUCACCCCGAGAAGGGAAACAAAUACGGCAAAUACUGGUGCUGGUGCUUUUGGUCACUGGAAGUCGAAGUGCUUGAUCUUUUGGGAGCCAAAGAGAUAGCGGUUCGUGCCUGGGACGAGACCUUUAACACCCAGCCCGAGAAGCUCAUUUGGAAUGUUAUGGGAAUGAUGAACAACUGUUGGUUUCGAGUGAAAACAAACGUAUGCAAACCUCACAAAGGUGAAAUCGGAAUUGUUUUCGAGCACCCAACUUUGCCCGGAAACCAGUCCGGUGGAUGGAUGGCUAAAGAACGACACCUCGGAAUCGCCGAUGCGAACUCAACUUUGAAGAAGAGUUCAUCGUCUCCUUUCAUGAACACUGCCUCUAAAACAUUUUCGAUGUCCGAGAUCAAGAAACAUAACUCAGUUGAUUCAGCUUGGAUCGUCGUGCAUGGUAAUAUCUAUGAUUGCACUAGUUUCCUCAAGGAUCACCCCGGUGGAACUGACAGUAUUUUAAUCAACGCCGGAACCGACUGCACCGAAGAGUUCGACGCUAUUCACUCCGACAAAGCCAAGACUUUGCUCGAGAGUUACCGAAUCGGUGAAUUGACCACAUCGAGUUACAUUUCCGACUCGUCGGCAUCCUCGCCUAAUAGUUCUAUGCAUGGGGCGUCGAACCUGCCCCCUUUAGCUCCUAUUAAAGAAGUUGCGCCAGCAAGACCGGUAGCAUUGGUACCACGUGGGAAAAUCUCAUGCAAACUCGUCGAAAAAACAUCUAUCUCUCACGACGUUCGUCGGUUCCGAUUCGCUUUGCCGUCGGAACAUCAAUUGCUCGGAUUGCCCGUAGGGAAACACAUAUUUCUAUGUGCCGUGAUUGAUGACAAGCUUUGCAUGAGAGCCUAUACCCCAACAAGCACCAUUGACGAAGUUGGCUACUUUGAUCUAGUGGUCAAGGUUUAUUUCAAAGGGGUGCACCCGAAAUUCCCUAAUGGUGGGCUUAUGUCACAAUAUUUGGACUCUCUCCCACUCGGUUCAUCACUAGAAGUGAAGGGUCCUUUGGGUCACAUUGAAUACACCGGUCGAGGUAACUUUUUGGUUCAUGGCAAAACCAAGUUUGCCAAGAAACUAGCAAUGUUAGCCGGCGGAACAGGGAUCACUCCGAUCUACCAAGUCAUCCAAGCUAUUCUAAAGGACCCCAAGGAUGAGACGGAGAUGUGCGUCGUGUACGCGAACCGAACCGAAGAUGACAUAUUACUAAAAGACGAGCUCGAUGGUUGGGCGAAGAAGCAUGACCGGUUGAAAGUAUGGUACGUAGUGCAAGAAUCAGUAAGGGAAGGAUGGGAAUAUAGCUUGGGUUUCGUCACGGAAAAUAUUCUCAGGGAUCACAUACCGGAGGGCUCCGAAGACACUCUGGCAUUGGCUUGCGGGCCGCCACCGAUGAUUCAAUUCGCCGUGCAACCUAACUUGGAGAAGAUGAACUAUGACGUCAAGGAUUCUUUGUUAAUAUUUUAGUAGAAAGUCAUAGAUCGAUGUUUAAUGUUCUUUUAGUCGCUGUUCUUUGUCGUAUUCUUAUUAAAAUUUUCCCAUCUGAUAGCAAAGUUGCUGGGAAAAUGAUGUAUAUAGAGAAA